Messenger RNA from Dreissena polymorpha, 1455 nucleotides. Its product is annotated as clumping factor A-like. The transcript has 5 exons. Lineage: Eukaryota; Metazoa; Mollusca; Bivalvia; Myida; Dreissenidae. The record is from RefSeq and is a predicted model, not a curated record. The coding region runs from base 1 to 1455 and encodes 484 amino acids.
AUGUGUAAAAGCGGGUGCCAGUUUUCGUUGUUCAAUCACUCGACCGGUGCAUGUAAUCUUUACACGGACGGUGAUACCUCGGAAUGUGAUGAUACUACGGACGACCAUCAGUAUGUUUACAGGAAGGAGUCACAGACAUACGUUCAUGUGGUACCAAAUACGAAAGGUAUCAACUGGUUCGACGCCCAGCGAGUCUGCCUCGCAUUGGGAGGUCGACUUUCCGGAUAUACAGCUAGCACGAGCCAUGAUGACGUCGUCGCCAGUCUGGGAGACAAUGCCUGCUGGUUAGGUUUCCCGGAAGUUGAGUUCAGGAUGGAGCUGGCUUCAGAGGCUGGCAAUGACACACAGUCAGAGGCUGGCAAUGACACACAAUCAGAUGCUGGCAAUGAUACACAGUCACAGGCCGGCAAUGAUACACAGUCAGUGGUUGGCAAUGAAACACAGUCAGAUGUUGGCAAUGACACAAAGGCAGAGGCUGAGGCUUGUAAUGACACACUGUCAGAGGCUGGUUAUGACACACUGUCAGAGGCUGGUAUUGACGCACAAUUAGAGGUUGGCAAUGACACACAGUCAGAGGUUGGCAAUGACACACAAUCAGAGGUUGGUAAUUACACACAGUCAGAGGCGGGCAAUGACACACAGUCAGAGUCUGGUAAUGACACAUUGUCAGAGGCUGGCAAUUACACACAGUCAGAGGUUGGCAAUGACACACAAUCAGAGGUUGGUAAUUACACACAGUCAGAGGCGGGCAAUGACACACAGUCAGAGUCUGGCAAUGACACACAGUCAGUGGUUGACAAUGACACACAGUCAGAGGUUGGCAAUGACACACAGUCAGAGGCUGGCAAUGACACACAGUCAGAGGUUGGCAAUGAAAUACAGUCAGAGGCUGGCAAUGAGACACUGUCAGAGGUUGACAAAGACACACAGUCAGAGGCUGUCAAUGACACACAGUCAGAGGUUGGCGAUGACACACAGCUAGUGUUUGGCAAUGACACACAGCCAGAGGCUGGCAAUGACACAGAAUCAGAGGCUGGCAAUGACACACAGUUAGUGGCUUGCAGUGACGAACAGUCAGAGUCAGAGGCUGGCAAUGACACACAGUCAGAGGCUGGACAUGCCACACAGUCAGAGGCUGGCAAUGACACACAGACAGAGGUUGGCAAUGACACACAGUCUGAGGCUGGCAAUGACACAGAGUCAGAGGCUGGCAAUGACACACAGUCAGUGGCUGGCAAUGACACACAGUCAGAGGUUGGAAAUGACAAGCAUUCAGAGGUUGGGAAUGACACACAGUCAGAGGCUGGCAAUGACACACAGUCAGAGGCUGGCAAUGACAUAGAGUCAGAGGGUGACAAUGUCACACAGUCAGAAGCUGGCAAUGACACUGAGUCAGAGGCUGGCCAUGACACAGAGUCAGAGGCUGGUAAUGACACAGCUAGAGGCUUGUUAUGA